Lytechinus pictus (painted urchin) is the source of this 3140-nucleotide messenger RNA. RefSeq lists its product as uncharacterized. The transcript has 5 exons. The record is from RefSeq and is a predicted model, not a curated record. Gene Ontology annotation, cellular component: plasma membrane. Gene Ontology annotation, molecular function: G protein-coupled photoreceptor activity. Bases 251 to 1729 code for a protein of 492 amino acids. Gene Ontology annotation, biological process: phototransduction; cellular response to light stimulus; G protein-coupled receptor signaling pathway. NCBI's taxonomy places the organism in Eukaryota, Metazoa, Echinodermata, Echinoidea, Temnopleuroida, Toxopneustidae.
AAUCACAUGUGUGUCGACUGUCCAGUUCGGUCCAGUUGGACAAGAGUCGCAACGGACGGUUAUGACGAAAAGACAAGUGUUUCUGUCAGAGCGAGGCAAAAAUUGAUCAGUCCGAGUUUUCCCCUCAUAUUGAAAGACUACUUAUUUACGAUCUUUCGAUGCACAGAAGUUUUUAUUUUGUCCCAACAAUCUAAAAUGAUUGAGCAUCACGCUGAAAGUAUUGUAUGAGAAGAACCACUGUAAUGUGAACAUGACUUCAAGAAUGUUCCAUAACCAUGGCAACCAGACUCAUUAUGAAGAAGAGAAUGAUGCCCUUUCUCAGCAAAACAAGUGGCUUCUAAUGUGUGAGAGUAUCAGUCUUGGGAUCAUUAUCAUCACAUCUCUUGUUGCCAAUAUGGUUGCCAUAGGAACGAUUAUGCGCCUGCGCAGUCUUAGGAACGUCCCUCAUCACCUUCUUGUCUUGAAUCUCAGUAUUGCCGAUUUAGGAAUCACACUAACCAGCAUGCCUUUCGCCCUUUAUUCUAUCUUCGAUGGUGGGGUUCUUUUGAGAAGCAACGCAAUACUUUGCAAGGUCAACGGUUUCUUUGCAACAAUGUUCACCCUUGCCAACUUUCCAACAGUGCUUGCCAUAGCCAUCGAUCGAUUCUUGAUAGUCGUCUAUUCCAGUCGUUUCCCACCAAACACCUUCCGGAUAUUCCUCAUGAUCACCGUUUCAUGGUGUUCAGCUUUUAUCAUGGCCUUCAUGCCCAGUGUUCAUGUCCUCUCCAAGUAUUCCUACUCACCAAACACAUGGCAUUGCUCUCCUAGGUGGGGUCACAAUAUCUUCCGUAUCGCUUGUGCCAUUUUAAUCUUUGGGCUGGCGAUUCCGAUGGUUGCUGUCUGCUACGCGGCGAUUGUGUACUUCAUCUGGAACAAGCAAAAGCUUCUAAGGUCAUACAGCAAGAGGGAACAACAAGUUUUCAAGGAUCGCAAAAGGAUGUCACGAGAUCAAAGACCGUUCGUGCCAAGAUGCUACAAAUCGACAGUGACCUCGCAUCAGCUAUCCCCAUCACCUGUAUCCUGUGAUGGUGAUGAAGAUGGUGAGUUAUGCAGUUUAGAACAUCAAUCCGGAUGUCAACCAGAUGAUCUACAGGAUGCUCAGAUGAAACUCAAUCAAGAGAACAAGAUCAUACCUUAUCUCACAAAACUGCAGAAUCCAACCUGUGAGGAGGAUUUCAAAGAAAAAGCUUUAAAUACCGAGGCUCCAUUUGAAUCACGCAAUAUUGAUAAGUUGGAUAAGAGAUCUUUUCGCAGUGCUGCCGUAGUUACAGAAUCAUCGAAGACAUCGGCUAUUGUGAACAAGUCCCUGACACAAUUUACUGCCUUGUCUGAACCAAGCUGGGAGGAAUCUGAUGUCGUUGAUCAAGAUCGUGAUCAAAAGAGGCAACAUGAAUCCAGACAGAGACAACUCUCUGCAGACAAGAGGGUUGCAAUAAUGGGUGCCCUCCUCGUCUUUACCACACUUAUCUGCUGGAUGCCCUAUCUCCUUGUCCAUUCAAACUACAUCCGGGUCAACGAAGGUCAUUGGUUUGGUGUCUUUACCAUGUUACUAGGAUACACAAAUGCCAUUUGGGAUCCGCUUAUUUAUACUUUUAUCAACAAGCAAGCCAGGAAGGAAUGUAAGAAAUACUUCCGGUUCAUCGCAACAUCCUCGAGAAGCCUUCGCGGAUCGGUCGUCAAACAAAACUGAGGGAACUUUCUAUCUUCGUUGGAUUUCAUACGAUAUAGGCUUUUAUAUGAUUAUGUACUUAACUUUAUUCAAUGAAUAUACUCUGAAAGAAGUUUUCUUGCAGAGAGCGUCAGGUAUCAUCAACGGGAUAAGUUGUGCUUAUUCACUUCAAAUUGUGAUUAAUAAGUCCGUUGUUGACCCCGGGAUAGAUGAGGGGUGGGGGCACUACCAUUACAAGUUGUCAUUUUUUCAAGCAAUCUGAUUAUGAUGACAAACCUUCUCCUGCUAUUUUUUGUUAAUAGUUUUAAUACAUUCAUUCUAUGAUUCAUGCCAAAAAUAGUUAACGAUUUUAUGUUUGUUAUGUUAUGAUUUUUUUUUUAUACGAAUCAUAAUAAAAUGUAUGCAGAAGAGAACAUUAAAUCAAAUCAAACCAAUCGUAUAAAGGUAGAAUACUCGUAUGCACAAAAGCACUUGGGGUUGAUUUUUACGGCCAAGGGGUGUACGUACGUGCAAGGACUAAUGAUCAUUAGGAAUGUGUCGUUGCCAUGCUUGUAUUCGGGGGGGGGGGGUUGGGCUCGUGGCCCGGCCCCCCGAGUAGGCGAAAAAUGGGGCGUCAAAAAGGAAGAAAAGAAAAUGGGGGAGAAAAAAGAAGGGAAAGAAGAAGAGAAAGAGAAAAAAGGAGGAGAAAGAGAAGGGGGAAAAAAGAAGAGAAAGGGGGGGGGGGGCGCCAAAUUGAUAUUCGACUUUAUUAGGGGGCGCCGAGUUGAUGUUCGACAUAGGGGCGCCAAAUUCAUGUUCAACCUAGGGAGGGGGUGCCAAAUUCCGCAUACAUUCGUAAUUACGACGCUUCGUUAUUCCGAAGGUUCGUUAUUCCGAAGGUUCGUUAGUCCGAAAACGAAAUGAGGUUCGUAAUUCCGAAGGUUCGUUAGUCCGAAACGAAAUGAGGUUCGUAAUUCCGAAGGUUUGUUAGUUCGAAAAACGAAAUGAGGUCCGUUAAUCCGAAAAUGUAAAAAAAAAGCCAAAAAAUGGGGUCUUUAUCACCCCUAUUCUGGUCCAAACAAUCAACCCCCCCUCGCGCAGAGCAAUUUUUUAUUAAGUUUAUAAGUGGUAAACAUUUAAUCAAGAAUUGAUUUUUUUAAUAGACAGUUUGAACUUUGACAAAACAAUUUCAAAAUGCAUCAACGCGCCCCUAUCGAUAUUUGAUUUGAUAACUUCUAUCUGCUCUUACACUGGAUUUCGUUAAUAGGUUAAUAGUAGUUUUCUCGUUGAAUGCAUUUAUAUUUUAUUUGAUGUUCUGUAGUCUGUGUUUUAAGUUGUACUUAUUGUAAACUCAGUUUGGUCCUUGCGCCUUUGUAUCAUGUACCUUUAUUUACGUUUAAUCCGGAUAAAUAAAAUGAACAAUCAAAUAAAUUUGCAGGUCUGGCAAUGAGAG